Linum trigynum is the source of this 3507-nucleotide messenger RNA. The record is from the annotation of a GenBank genome assembly. Lineage: Eukaryota; Viridiplantae; Streptophyta; Magnoliopsida; Malpighiales; Linaceae.
CAAACUCAUUAUCAAAUUUCCACCGGAGAUCUCUUUCACCCCCUUCGUCUUCUUGCGAGGCUCCUUCUCUCCCUCUCCUUUAGCAGCUCUUCCUUGAGUUCUUUCUUCCAUUCCCGCUUUUUCUCCGGAAAGCUUUCCGUUUUCUCUUUGGAAGAACUUACCGGGUUGUUGUUUCCAUCAUCCACCACCAGCUUACUUGGAUGGCAAGGUAGCUUUCUUGCUUGGCAGGAUUUCUAUGAUAAGCGUUGCUGGAUUGCUGAGUUGGGCUAAAAUUGGCGGGUUCGUGGGCUUAAAUGGGUUCGUGGGGCGUGCGCAGUUUCAUUCAUUGUGUUGGUGGGCCGCUUCCAUAAUGGGCUCACAUAAGGGGAAAAUUUUGGACCAUAAUUACGGAAGUGCCACGGGAGUUCGGCCAUCGACACCCAUCCGGCGACGGAGCAAUUUGGACCGCGAAAAUGGGAUUGGCCGCCACCGCCACUAAACCCACACAGCAGAAAACAAAGAAAGGCAUAGGAAGGGUUUUUCAAAAAGUUUUUCCGAUUCAAUCUCAGGAAGCCAUUCUUUCUCUUUUCCCUCUACCGCCAUUUUUCAGAUACCCGGCCGGCCACUUUCGUGCUCUCGCUAGUACAGUAAAGUUCCGGAGCUCCAGAAAUGGCGAGAGCAGCUUGCGCCAACAUCAUCCCCGCCUUAUCUUUCCUCCCGCUGAAAUCGUCCCCCUCGUCGUCUAUCUUCACCAACAGCUCCCGCCUCGUCGGCGUUAUUGGAAUCAGCAGGCGGUUCUCGUCUUCGUCUUCCAAGAUUAGCAUGAGCUUGAAGGCCGGCAUCGUUGGCCUCCCCAACGUCGGCAAGUCCACUCUCUUCAACGCUGUUGUUGAGAAUGGUAAAGCACAGGCGGCGAAUUUCCCGUUCUGUACAAUAGAGCCGAAUGUAGGCGCAGUUGCAGUUCCUGAUCCACGGCUGAAUGUGCUUUCUGACCUAAGCAAAUCUCAGAAAGCAGUUCCUACCUCCAUAGAGUUUGUAGACAUUGCUGGUCUUGUCAAGGGAGCCAGCCAAGGCGAGGGACUGGGCAACAAGUUCUUGUCUCACAUCAGGGAGGUCGACUCUAUCGUUCAGGUCGUGCGGUGCUUUGAGGAUAAUGACAUUGUUCAUGUGAAUGGGAAGGUGGAUCCUAAAGCUGAUAUUGAUGUGAUAAACUUGGAGCUUGUUUUCUCAGAUAUGGACCAGAUUGAGAAAAGAUUGGACAAGCUUAAAAAAGGAAAGGCGAGGGACUCGCAAUCUAAAGCCAAGGAGGAAGCAGAAAAGUCAGGCUUGGAGAAAAUACAAUCUGCUCUCUUGGACGGGAAACCAGCAAGAUCUGUAAGUUUAACAGACUAUGAGAAAGAGGCUAUAAGGCAUCUGUGCUUGCUUACCAUGAAACCUAUCAUAUACGUGGCAAAUGUCGCUGAGAAUGAUUUAGCAGUUCCUGAAGACAAUCCUCAUGUUAAAGAAGUUAUGGGUCUUGCAGCCACAUUGCAAUCUGGACUAGUAACUGUUUCAGCCCAGGUUGAAUCAGAGCUAUCAGAGUUGGCGCUUGAGGAAAGAACGGAAUACUUGACAUCACUUGGUGUAAGUGAAAGUGGACUGGGAAAUCUUGUAAGGGCGACUUAUGACCUUUUAGGAUUGCGUACCUAUUUUACUUCGGGUGAGAAGGAAACUAAAGCAUGGACCAUUCGAGCAGGAAUGACUGCACCACAGGCUGCUGGAGUUAUACACUCGGAUUUUGAAAGAGGUUUUAUUCGAGCUGAGACGGUUGCAUACAAUGAUUUUGUUACUGCUGGUUCACUUGCAACAGCAAGGGAAAAAGGACUUUUGAGAUCCGAGGGUAAAGAAUACAUUGUCCAAGAGGGAGACGUAAUGUUGUUUCGUUUCAACGUCUAAUGGCAAGUGCUUCCAAGGUACUCCUUCGUUGAAUUUCAUUAGCUUCAGCUCCACAAUACCUUCUCCAAUUCAUAUAGUUGAAUCGAAUCGUGAAUUGCGAUUCAAACCAAGAUGAAAAGGUACUCUGGACGAUCUUUUCGUCAAUACAGGCAGAAAGUUCCCCCCCUAUACAUUACAUUCUUUCUUCAUGAUUUUGUACGGAGAGGCAUCAGAGAUAGAAUGUGAACAUUGUUAGACCGGGAAGACGUAAACCAAUUGUCAGGCUACGAUGUGUAAUUGAAAUGUUAUAUGCUGCUUUUUUUGUUUCGCCCCUUUGUCAAUCUACGAUGUGGAAUUGAAAUGUGGUGAACUGAAAAGAGAGUUAAGGUGUCAUGAUCAGAAACUCAUCAGAAGGGGGGGGAAAAGGCAUGAGUUCUAUCUGGUUAGCUAUCCAAUGACCCCAAAUUUCUUAGCUUCUUGUGUCUUGAUGAUGUGAUGGAUGUUAUGUGUUUUUGCUUCUAAGCAAUCCCUUAGGGGAUUGUUAGCUGGCAAGCUUAGCUAAGAGAGAUUCCUUCAAUUACUUUCCAACACCAAACAUACUUUGGUUCUUUAAUGUCAUCCUGCAGGUGCUGGUAAGUGGUAAUUAGGUCCCACUGUUGUGUGUGUGUGUCUCAAUGUUGUUUGUUCGAUUGCCAGCAUGGUAAUGAUGUGAUCAAACUCCUAUGAUAUCACUUGGGAUAAUGAUAAUAAUCAUUAAAAUCAUACGAAAUAAGACGUAUUUGUAGAUGUAUUGUUUGAUUCAGUGCAUUUGGAUUCGAAAUCAUCUUCCAGAAUGCAUAUGUUGAUUGACUCUCCUGUCAUCUAUGAUACGAGAAAUGCUGUCUCAUGUGCAUACACCUAUCUAUCCCUCCCUCUUUUUUCUCGCUCUCUUUCCAUUCAAUAGGGGGGGAAAGCGAUAGGAUGGGGAGUGAGUUAUCAAAACUGAGACGAGGUAAUGUGCAAUCAGCUUGUUUUGCGGGUCUCGCCAUUUUUGGUUAGGUGGUGAAAACCCUAAUUUACAUGUACACAACUAGUGGUCAUGCAAGUACGAUAAACACCUAUACAGUGUUUGUGCAUGGUUUGCUGUCAGCUGUGAGUGCGACUUGUGAACCCAAGUGAAAAGAAAAUGGCAUCUAACAAGAACAAAGUGUUUGUGUUUCACUUUGUGCAUUGAAUUGACCAUUCCAUCAAUUCGUUAGGGAUUUCACAUAGGGUAGAGUCCUUAGCUAGAGGAGAGUGCUACCUGACUGUUAGUUUUGCCUUUAAUGGGUUUGGUAGUGUCUAUUUAUGCUUAUACAUGGUCGAAAACACAUGAAUCUUUUUUUUUUAUUACGAAUAUCUUUCGUCGAAAUUAAGUUAAAUAAAAUACUUGCAUCAUAUUCCGCUUACUAAUACACCCCCUCAAACGAAAGCUAAUCACCUCAUAAGGGCUUUCGUUUGCAUAUGUCCUGAACAUUAGAAUACAUGUGUUUCACAAAUGGGAUCACCGGGAUUCAAACACAAAGCCUCUCGGUCACAUAAAGCUCUGGUACCAUGUCAAAAAGCAGUUAAUCCCAAUAACUCGAAUUGUUGGGA